AUGGAGAACAAAUUCAAAGAAAGUUAUCAUGCGACAAGUAUAUUUGGUCAAUUAUACGACGAUGUUAAACAAUUCGAAGAACGUCUACAUUCAAGUCAAGAAACCAACGACACGAAUCUGUUGAAUUUUCCUUAUCAAACAUUAAUUGUUCGCGGAUCAGAUGCUUAUAUGGAAUCAGCGUUGACAACAAAGAAUGAAUAUGAUUUCGAGCUGAGACAAGUUAUGCGACAAUAUGGAAUUCACAGUGAAGCGGAACUUGUCUCUGGAUACAUUCUUAAAUUUACUUCGAAACCAUACGCGAAACAAUCGAAAUUAUUCGAUCUAAGAAAUGAGAUCAGCUAUGCGGUACAUGUCAUACAAGAUAAAUAUUUACGCAUCUUUUAUGAGGAACUUUACCGUCAAGAAGAAGUCGAUGACGAUUUUCAAUGGUCAGAUGUAACGAAAAAGUUAACUUGGCAAAAGCAAUUUACCUUAUUUGAGUUUUAUGCUCGAAAUGAAAUAACAAAGAAUAGUGAAAUCAUGAAGAAAGCAUCGGCAUGGUUUCGUGUUACAUAUAAAUGGCUAAUCGGAGAAAAUCGAUCGAAUAAAAACUCACAGCGAAAGCGUCGAAAACAAGAAGAAAACAAUGAACAACAACGUUUCCUUAGUUUUGCUUGGAUUGUUUACCCAGUGCUCAUGGUAAUGUACGAUAAACGCGAACAAUAA
Adineta ricciae is the source of this 705-nucleotide messenger RNA. The record is from the annotation of a GenBank genome assembly. NCBI's taxonomy places the organism in Eukaryota, Metazoa, Rotifera, Eurotatoria, Adinetida, Adinetidae.